Xylaria bambusicola is the source of this 1345-nucleotide messenger RNA. RefSeq lists its product as uncharacterized. The transcript has a single exon. Lineage: Eukaryota; Fungi; Ascomycota; Sordariomycetes; Xylariales; Xylariaceae. The record is from RefSeq and is a predicted model, not a curated record. The coding region runs from base 1 to 1332 and encodes 443 amino acids.
AUGGUUAUUAUAUUUCGGGCGCUGGCCUUACUUGUGUCACUCUGGCUAAACAGCGAAAUAUUUAACACGUUAAUAGUGUUCCGCAAUGAGAAUUGGCCCUGGCUUUUCUCCGAAGCUUGCAACCACCCUGCAUUGGUAUCCACACAAAAUACAGCACCCAGAACCACAAUAGUACAUUCCGUUACUAUUCCCAUUGCCACUGGAAGUUUCACCGCUUCAGCAACCACCCAUACAACAGUGGAAACGGUUUGGUACAGCCCCCCUAUUCUUACUCUUGAAAGAAGGAAUGCUAGCCUGAGAAUCGAUGAGAAAGACUGCGAUUUCACACGCUUCUACGAAGGUGCCUCUGUACUACAUCCACCAUUCAAUGUCUCAGAAGGUAUCAACCUGGAGCAGUGGGAGUCUGCAGUGCACCAGCUUCACGAACUAGACCGUCUAUCUCGCAGCAAUAACGAUACUAUCAUAAGAAGAUACAAACAGAGAGGGUACUGGGAACUUCGUAGAGAGCUAGACGACCUGGUCCUGAAGCCAAUGCAAUUUGCGUGUUCGACGCUGCAUAGGUUGCAGGACAGAUUAAUUGAGAUCAACGUGAAUGAGGCGAAUUCCACAGACUGGGAUGAGCGUCUUCGCCUUUUGCUGGACCUCCUGGACGUAGUUUGGGCCGAUUUGAGCAGGUAUUUGGAAAACAAUCAAAUUAUGAGGAUUAUGCCUGAGUGGGCCCGCUACGCAGAAGAAUUACGAAGUUGGGACUGCCCUAAGCAAAACUGCAUGCAAGUGGGCGAAGAACCGAUCGAUAUUUUUGUGUACGAGAUUAUAAACGAUCUGCUACGGUCAGUACGCCGGAUGCGCAGUAAACUGGAUCCUAAUCGGAUAGAUUCGUCGGACUCGAAGGAACCCCUUGUCGGGUCAUAUGAGCGGGUGAUAUUGGAAAUGAAGUUUAUGGCUACUCGGUUUGGGUUCGAAUGGUUCAUGAUACCCAUUCUCGAUUAUUCACAAUGGGUACUUGGAGUCAUUUUUACCCCUGCUGGAGCAGUAAUCGGGAUCCUUCUCGACACACUCAAUUAUUUGACUGGGCUUACGUUUGAGAAAAUGAAAACGGCAAUAGUGCAGCAUGGAUUCACUUACGAGAAUGUGACGCAAGGAUAUGAGCAACUAGAUUCAGAUGUCAAGUGGAAGUUGCUCACUUCCAUUACCAUCAUAGGCUUCUUGCUCACCCUCGUUAAUCUUCUUAUUCAUCGCGCAUUCAGUUGGGAGCUUAUAAAUAUGGGGACAGCUUUACGCGUCAGGCUACCUGAGGAAGGCGAGCCAGUCGCAGUAAAUAACCGGCCAUGAAGGCGGAGUUAAG